Alligator mississippiensis (American alligator) is the source of this 9539-nucleotide messenger RNA. RefSeq names its product 1-acylglycerol-3-phosphate O-acyltransferase 3 (gene AGPAT3). The coding region runs from base 873 to 2003 and encodes 376 amino acids. Gene Ontology annotation, molecular function: 1-acylglycerol-3-phosphate O-acyltransferase activity. The record is from RefSeq and is a predicted model, not a curated record. Gene Ontology annotation, cellular component: endoplasmic reticulum; endomembrane system. NCBI's taxonomy places the organism in Eukaryota, Metazoa, Chordata, Crocodylia, Alligatoridae. The transcript has 10 exons.
GGGAGCGUGCGGGUGUGUGUGUGACAGCGUGUGUGUGCGCGCGCGUGUGGCCAUGCGUGACACUGAAUGGCCGGGUGUGUGUGCGACCAUGAGUGUGACUGUGACAGGUGAGUGAUGGAGUGUAUGUGUGACAGUGUGGGGGUGUGUGCAUCUGUGUGACUGAGUGUGUGUGUGUGUAUGAGUGAGUGUGAGUGACAGUGUGUGACAGUGAGCGUGCAUGCUUGAGUGAGAAAGUGUGUGUGUGCAUGUGUGUAACAGUGAGCAUAUGGCAGAGUGUGAGUGAUGGAGUGUGUGUGUGACAAUGCAUGUGUGUGAGUGUGACAGUGAGUGUGUGCAUGAGUGAUGGUCAGUGAUGGAGUGUGUGUGCAUCUGUGAGUGACCAUGAGUGUGUGACAGUGAAUGUGUGUGUAUGAGUGAGUGAGAGUGACAGUGAGUGUGUGACUGAGUGUGUAUGUGAGAGUGAGUGUAAGUGACUAUGAGUGUGAGAGAAAGUGAGGGUGAGUGUGUGCAGAAGAGACUGGCUGAGCUGGGAGGUUUUUGCUUUUGUUUGCCUGGUGGAUUUGUUUCGGAGUGUCUGAAAAGCCCUUUGUGUGUCACUGCUGUAAUCAAACCCCUGCGGGGAGGCGGGGAGAGGUGGAGCAGUGCGGAGGGGGCAUGCUCACUAGGCAGGUGAAGCAAAAGGAUCCGAGGCGCCCGGCUGUAUCGGUUGACCACACUGCAGAAGAGACACAAAGAAAGUGCUGAAUCAGAACAAAAACAGGGAUGAGGCAAAGGGAGGACUGAAACAACUUGAGGGCAGUCUGGCCUGAAGCUCCUUGCUUAUGACUGUUAUUCUGAGUGAAGGACCCUGCAAGCGCUACUAAGUGGUUAUCAUGGGCUUAAUUGCAUUUCUGAAGACCCAGUUUAUAGUUCAUCUCCUCAUUGGGUUCGUCUUUGUUGUGAGCGGAUUGAUCAUUAACUUCAUCCAGCUAUGCACGCUAGUCCUCUGGCCAAUAAACAAGCAGUUUUAUCGCAGAGUAAACUGUCGUCUCUCCUACUCGCUUUGGAGCCAGUUAGUAAUGUUGCUGGAAUGGUGGUCAGGCACCGAAUGUACUUUAUUCUCAGACCAGGCCACAGUGGAUACAUUUGGAAAAGAGCAUGUCAUCAUCAUCUUGAAUCACAACUUUGAAAUAGACUUCUUGUGUGGCUGGACUAUGACUGAACGCUUUGGAGUGUUAGGGAGUUCCAAAGUUCUUGCUAAGAGAGAACUGUUAUACGUUCCCCUGAUUGGCUGGACAUGGUACUUCCUUGAAAUAGUUUUCUGCAAAAGAAAAUGGGAAGAAGACAGAGAUACAGUUAUUGAGGGACUAAAACGUUUGUCUGACUAUCCUGAAUACAUGUGGUUUCUCUUGUAUUGUGAAGGAACUCGUUUUACAGAGACCAAGCAUCGUAUCAGCAUGGAGGUAGCUGCAUCCAAGGGGUUGCCUAAACUCAAAUAUCAUCUGUUACCGAGAACCAAAGGUUUCACCACUGCAGUCCAGUGUCUCAGGGGAACAGUUUCAGCAGUGUAUGAUGUAACACUAAACUUCCGAGGAAACAAGAACCCCUCUUUACUGGGAAUCCUUUAUGGAAAAAAAUACGAAGCAGAUAUGUGUGUGAGGAGAUUUCCUCUUGAAGAUAUCCCUCAAGAUGAAAAGGCAGCUGCAAACUGGCUUCAUAAACUUUAUCAAGAAAAGGAUGCUUUACAAGAGAUGUAUAAUCAAGAAGGCAUUUUUCCUGGCCAACAGUUUAAACCUCCUAGAAGACCUUGGACACUUCUAAACUUUCUCUUCUGGGCUACUGUCCUCCUCUCUCCUCUCUUCACAUUUGCUUUUGGAAUUUUUGCAAGUGGAUCACCACUUCUUAUCCUCGCAUUCUUGGGAUUUGUUGGAGCAGCUUCCUUUGGAGUUCGUAGACUGAUAGGAGUAACUGAAAUAGAAAAAGGCUCCAGUUAUGGCAACCAAGAAUUCAAGAAAAAGGAAUAACUGACAGCUGCAGCUCAGCACAUAUAGCCAGACUAUGGUAUCAAAUUAACUUCAUUAAAAAAAAAAAAAAACACUUAGAAACUAUCUUUUUUUUCCUUAAUAAGUGGUGACUAAUAUUAAUGAAUAAAACUUGAGCCAAGAGUGAAAAAAAUAGAAGAAUCAAGAGAAGAGAAAACAUCAACUUUUCUGCCUGUUUAAGGAGCAUUGUAUUCAAACUUUGAGAGAAAAUCUGGGCUAAAAAAAUGAUAACCUUGCUUUGUCUGUGUUUGGGGGUGCAUAUUGGAUGCUGCCACAUGCUUCUUCAGAUGAUCUAUCUCACUCACUUGGCAACAGGAGCCGUUGAACGUUUCCUCUUGCUAUAGCCAAUUUAAUAGUUGUUAUUUUUUUCCAACAUCUCGUCUUUUUUAAUGGUGAGGAUAAUCCAGAAAAGACAACCCAUUGUAAAUUAAUUGAUAGCUCUUUCUUAGGUGAAAGCCACUGGAAAAGCCAUUUCUUUAUGGCUACAGACAAAAUCCCAUUUGUAUAUGUUUUACUGAAGGUGCUUUUUAUUUUCAGGCAACAUCUUUUAACAUCUGUACCACAUGAAAAUGGAUAAUAGAAUUUUGAUGAGAACUGUACUUUACUGAUAAGCACACACUGUAGAUCAAAUUAACUAGUAUUAAUACAAUUUAAAUCUUCCCCCAGCAUCACGCUACCUGUUGCACAAAACUCCAUAAUACCCAACAUACUACUUGUGUUCUUGAGCAUGGUUUGCCCUGUUUCACACUUUGCAUAUAUUUAUGCCUCAGAUCUUGUUUUGGUUUUCUGUUUGUUUGCUUUUUGUUUUUAAGUGAAUUGUUACCCUGCGAUUUGGGCCUGUUCUAAGGAGGCUAUUAACUUAGUUGUCCUAAGGUCCUCCUUAUUUCUGUUUGUGUUUUAUCACCACUGAAUUCCCAUUUCACUGUUUUUUCUCAGGAGACUGUUGCAGGAGAUAACCAGCAUAAACUGUGGAGCAACCUUGAAAAGGUCUUCUUUUCUUUUUGUAACAACUUGAAAAGGAAGGGUCUGCAGCAAUCAGGAUUCAAAUCCCAGCCACUCCGAAUUUAAUGGCAGUUUCUGCCAUUUUUUUUUAGCAGGGCCAGGAUUUCACCUUAUAUGUGCUAACAUAUAUAUGGUGGUCUGUGUUGUGUUUCUUAGCUGACUUCGUUAGGAAACACUGUGAAGUAUUUGGUGGGUGAGCUAUGCUGUUAGAACUGAAAACCUCUAGAGUGAGUUUUGGGUAUCUUCAGGAAUUUUUAAUAUCUCCAAUUAUGAUUACUUACUGCUGAUCACAACUUUGGCUGUUACCUACCUUUGUCCAAAUGCACAUCCUGGGAUCUUGUAGGCUGCUGCUGUGCGUGCAACCUCGUGGCCAUUCAUAAAUAUGUGUGAACCUUUGCGUAUAUUUUCAAGUCUGAAGGUCAAGUUCUGCCCUUGGCUGAACUCCAGUAGAGUCAGCGGGAGUGCCUUCCACAGGUAUAAAUGAGGGCAGAAGAUGGUCCUGAAGGUCCAUGAGUGUGACAUUCGCUCUCCUCAUACCCCAAGCUCUGUUAGAAAGUUUCUUACUUUUGUAAAGACUGGGUCUCAUUAAAGUGCUGGGUUUUUUUUUUCCUUUGCUCAGUAGCCAAGGGUAAAAGACAGGUGCUAUUUUACCCCUUUCACAUUUUCUAACGGCUGAAGUUUAACCUCUUCUCCCACAGGGAUUUGCCUACAAGGAUUUUUUUUUUAGCUUCAGGCUUUACACUAGUGAUUUCCUAGCUUAGAGAAGUCCUUUAUUUGUUGGGGGGGCAUUAAUAAUCACUCCUGUCAUGCACCUGACUGUCCAUUUGGGAGUCUCUUAAUGAGAUGAUUUUUGCAGGGUUUUUUAUUUAUCCCAGUUCAGCACUGCACUGACAAUGCUGGUGUUAGUAUGUCAUGCUUCCAAAGCAAAUAAGUCUGCCCUGAAGUAAUGGUGCACAACUCUUAUUAGUGGCAAGGAAAGCUGAACAUGUGCUUCAAAGAGGCAGAAACCGGCUAGGAUUUGGGGAUGGAGGAUGGGGUUUUCUUUUGUAUUGGGCACUUUGUGCACUCACUUUUUAAACAAAAUUAGAACUCUGAAUGCUAAUAAUCAGAAGUCUCUGGUUUUAUUUGAUGUUUUCUGACCAGAGGACCAAAACAGGGUGGCUUGCUAUUAUUAUUUUAGGUAAUUGGGUAACAGCUGUAACUUUUGCUUGUUAGAAAGAUUUUACAGAUGCUGUACACUUGCUUUCUGAAGAUGCUACUGAGCUUAUUUAAAUUGCAGUUGCUUGGUAAUGAGCAAAGUAGGGCUUGCAAAGCAGAAAGACCACUGGCUAUGUUUUUCAAUUACCCAUGAGCAAAACCUAACGUAAUUCCCUUUCUUAAUAAUUGUGGGGGGGCAAGGCGGGGGAUGCAGUCUAAAGGAGGAAAAGUUAAAAUUCCCUUCUCUGUAUUGGGGAACUUGUCUCCUCUUAGUGCAUAUAAUUCCAAGUUAGAUCCAAUGGGAUUAGUGCAUGUACAUCAAGGGGAGAAUAGGCAUGUUUCAUGUGUUUCCUUUUUUAUUAUCAUAACAUAUUGGCCAUGCAUUUGUUUUGAAAGUAUAAUAAAAAAUAUUAUUGUUUACAAAAUUUUGGGUCUUCUAAGCAGACAUAUCGGUAACAAUUUGGAAAUCUGAAAUGUACAACAGUGCACAGAGCAGGACACAAAAUCAUGCAAAAAACCUAAUCUUUCAUUGAACUUCCUUCGUUUCUUCAAGUAAGUUUUUUAUAUAUCUAUAUCUAAAUAUACAGAAUGUGUAUAAAUUAACAUGAUUGGAAAUAGCUGCAGUAAAUGUGUCUAAUGAAGAGUAGCAGGUGGCUUGAAUUGGAAAAGUGAGCAUAGAUUUUAUAUCUUACACUCUUCUGGUUUAAUAGAAUAUAGCUUGUAUAUUUGACUACCAAGCCCUCUGAGAGCAAUAAUAAACAAAAAUAUAUCAUGAAAUUUUUUGUCUUUGAUUUGCACCCAUGAGGUCUACACUGUAAUUACAUUUAGGAAUCUGAAAGUCUUUCCCCCCCUACCCUAUUCAUCAUUUAAAGCUGUAAUUGCUGUUUGCACUUUUUGACUAAAUUUCAAAUUCUCCAGUUAUUAACAUGAAGGCUCAGUGGAGCUUUUUCUAUGCUGACUUUUUUGGAGCUUAGUCAUAAUUCAAAAGACACAUAGUUCAACAAAAUGUGGACAGAUCUCAGAUGCUGGGCUAUGACAGCCUUCUAUCAUUGGGCAUGCAAGGGGAAGUCACAUCCUCUCACGUUUUCAAGUGCAGUUAAGGGAUGGCUUGAUGCUGACCCUCUUGGCAGCCUUCUCAAGAUUCUCUCUUGCUGACCAUGGGCCAACUGUGGUCAAUAGACUGCUCUUGCAACUGGCUUUGUGUCCCACUGAGUCAAGUGUUUCUCUCAGGCACAAAGAGCAUAGACAAUGUCUUUGUUCCGCUCUAAACUACCUUGAAGGGCUCUAAACUUAAUUGUGGUCAAUGAAUGGGCUUAUAUGCCUUUUCCUAGUUGUGUAGCAUUCAUGGAAAAAGUGAACAGCUGCAACCUGACAUUCAGUUAUAUUAAUUUAUGUUGGUCAUCUUGUCUCCAUCUCCCAAUUUAUACAAGUUUGCUAAGUCAGCAGCUCUAUUCUGAUGCCUCCUGUCAAAUUCAGGGGCUUUCCAAAAUGCCUGUUGCAUUUCAGCACAUUUUCUUGUAAAAAGUUACUAUGAGUAGCUGUGAAUUUUUGUCUUCCUGUCCCUCAGGAUUGUUUAGCAAGUUCGAUAGGUAUGAAAUAGUGUAUGUUUGAGUCUUAAGUAUGUUGAUAACUCAGCAUCACUGAUACAGAGCACAGGCCUGUUGCAGGAAAGCAUGUCAUUUAAGAAGACUGUUCACAUAAGUCUAUCAUUAUUUAGUACCUGAUCCUUCUGACAUGAACUAGACUAAUAUGAGGGCAUUAGUUUGUUAUUACUUGGUGUGGGUAUCAUUAACCAACAGACCAAGAGUGUGGAUUUCUUGUAGUUGAGGGGGCAGUCCCUGGUGGGGAGUAUCCAAAAAGCUUUCUGUUUUGACUUUAGGCACUUUUGCUUAAUAAAUGGUCGUUUUUAUGCUGAGUUCAAAUUGGUCAGAAUGCUUUGAGUUGUUCCAAGAAGACGGGUAAUAAAAUACCUGUGUUGUUUGCUGUCUCUUAGCCAGAUGUGUGUCAAACACAUCCAAAAUAGUUUUGUCCCAAAUAAUUGUCAUUUAAAUAAAUAGGCCAAUUUAAAUGUGCAGAUUGAAUCAUGGCCUUCUCUUGUUAGCAGUGCAUUUCCCUUUGGGGUUUAGAUGCACACACAGUGAGCGCAUCUACAUGAGAUACUUACUGUGGAGUUGCCUAAUUAGCCCCGCAGUAAAGCAUCACCAUCUACACGAGUGGUGCUAUUAAGCCAGAGCAAACUAAUUAAUUCUGCCAUAAGAUAGUACUGCCUGAAACAAGUACUGCUCUAUGGUGGAGUUAUUUACUCCACUGCAGUGCACAUGUAGAUGGUGACUGGGGCUGGCUGGGGUACGAUGCAUAUGUAAACUGCACCUGAGUUUAUUGCAUCACAUUAAGAGUCGCAUGUAGAUGUACCUAGUUUAGCAACUGUUGGGAACCAGUAGCUGUUUUACUAGUUCUAGGUUGUGGCUUUUAGUAUAGGCUCAUCCACUUGACUUUAAUACUAACUUUGUGCUCAGUGUGCCACAGCUGCUCCCUUCCUAUUCAUUUGCUAGUUUCUCUAACCCUUGAUGGAGCUUGGACUGCUCCAAGCCCUGGUGCUGUAUGACGCUGGGCUUUGAAGCUCAUAAAGGCCAUGUUAAGGGUUGGAGCUGAAGAAUAAAGGGCACUGACUGGUAUCACUGAAUAAUUCAUCUGGGAAACUGGAACAACUGACGGAAAGUUUGGAAAACAGAGUUAGUUUUGUAGGCAUGUAAAGGACCAAAUUCUCAUCAUUGUUGUGUCAGAAUUAAUGUUCAAUAAUUCCACUGCAAUCAGUAGAGAAACUUGAUACACUGAUGUGGCCGGGAUCAAAAUUUGUUCCCAAAAAGUGUCUGUCCCCUUAGCAUCGUUAGAUGCUGGUCUUGGAAUCUAGGUUCGUAUUUUCUUGACUUUCUCAACACUUUGUGCACCAGUUCAUUUCACAUCUGAGUCAAAUAGCUUUUCUGCCUGCCACCAUAUUUUGGGAUUUCUGAAAGCCUGACAGUGGCAGAUCCUGUGCAAUGUUUGCCAGCCAUUAGAAGAUGCAUCUUUUGGAAUCUGGUCAUUUGUAUCAUAAGGAAUCCCCUGGCAAGAUAGUGAAUUGCUGUCCAUAAACCAGCAUGUCACAGCUCGGUUUUUGCUGACCUCUGGUUUUGAAUUUAAGGAACACAACUUUGAAAAUCACACCUGUAGGUAUAACUUUUUAAACAUGAAGUACAUAUAACACCUCAGCUCUGCUACUGAGGAAAAGUUAGCAAAACAGUUCCUAGUUUAACUUUGACUUUGGAGAGCACUUUGUAUAGUCAAUUGUCCUUUGCUGAAAAGAUCCUUAGAAACAGUAAAGUAGUAAAAACAAAAUUACCUUUUUUUUUAAAGGGAAUAUGCUAAAGAAUCAGGACAUAUGAUUUAACAGGGACUGUCAGAGACUGGAAUUUUAAAAAUCAAUUAAAAAAAAAUUCAGGUGGUCAAUGUCCCUUGAGGAGGAGAACGCUACAACUUUUCAAUCUUAUUUGUCUCAUUUCAUUUAUAAAUUUUCUGUCAAGAUAUAUUGUUAAGAAAGAGUAAUUUUUACUUAAUUUAUGAACCUUCUUUUUAAAUUAAUGUCUAAUUUGGGGGUCUUUGUUUAAUUGUAUUUUUAGAAGCACGAAAUUGUUUCUCAGCUUUCAUUUGUUUUACACACACACGCACACACAUGCACAUGCCCACACACACACACAUGCUGUACCCAAUAUAUUCCUUGCUUCUGCUGUCUCAGAACUGUGAGUUGUGACAUCUGAAUGCUACUUGCUUGAAAGCCAGUAAGGUACUGUAAACUGGCAUGUUAGUCAUAAAGAUCACCAGCAAGUACUGUAGCUUUAAUGAAAAAAAAUUCUUUGAGAAAGCUAACCAUCAUUAACCUAAUUGAUUGUUACAAACCUGUGAUUUAUUUUUGUUAACUACCAGACAUCAUUAUUAGCCAAAACAACUGAGUAAUAAAACUGUAUACAAGGUACAAAUUUACUGUGCAUGUGUAUAUAUUUUUGUACAUUUUUUACAGUUAUUUCCUACACGCAAUUUUAUGCAAUUCAGAAAAGCUGCACUUAAAUCUGUUAAAAGUUAGUAGUAAAACAAUCUCUCCUACUAUCAUUUCUGAAAAACUGUCCCAAACUAGUGCACAGAUUUACAGUGCUAUGCAAAUAUUACAUUGUAAGUUUUCUCUUAAAUUUGCUUAAAUAGUUCAUGGCUGUUUUUACUGAGCUUUCAGAAAAUGAUUAAUGCAAAAGACACAUCUUGUAAAAUAAAAUAGCUUUGGCUGUGUGGAAGCAUCAUCUAUUAGAACCUCAUUUAUGCUUUUAGUUCAUUUUAACUGUUGUAAGUGACUUUCUGUAUAUAACAUUUGUUUGCAUUUGUGCUUAUUGAAAAGCAGGAACAGUCAUGUAACAUUUGCUUUCAGGUCUGUUACUGUAUAGGGUAUCUGACAUUUAAAUGGAAGACCCAUGGUUUUUUUUCUGAUUUGGCUGACUAACCAAUUCUACAAAGAAAUGCAUAUAUUUAAUAUGUUUCCUUUUAGUUGCUUUGUUUGGUAAUUUGUCACUUUUCCUUCUAGGCCCUGAUCCUGUGAGCUGAUCCACGCAGAUGAGACUCCUCCACCAUUGUCAGACUGUGUUGUCUUCAAUGGGGAUUCCCCUGUGCAGAUCAUCUUGCAGGAUGUGGGACCCUAAGUAUAACUAGCACAUUAACCCAGGGGUCAGCUUUCCAGCCUGGGGCUGCUCUACCCCAGCUCAACAUGUUGCAGAGGGAGUGGCUGGGGCAUGAGGGUGCUACAAUGUGGGGCUAACCCAACAGGAAGCCCCCACACUGUAGCACACUCGUACCACAGCCAACCCCGGUCACCAUCUACAUAUGCAUUUUAGCGCGCUUGGCUACUCUGCUGUAAGAUAGUGCUUGUCUCGGACAAUACUAUCCUACAGCGGAGUUAAUUUACUACACCCUAAUACAGGUGUAUGUAUAGAUGGUGACACUUUACUGCAGAGCUAAUUAAUCAACUCGCAGUAAAGCGCACGUGUAGACACGGUCAGUGUGCAGUAUUUUUGUCCUUUCCCUCUCCUCAAAAGUAAGAAGAAAAAAAAACAAGAAAAAAAACAAGACAAGGAAAUGGAGUGGGGGGGCAGAGGGGAAGAAACUGAGGGAAAUAUUAUUUCAUUAAGGAACUUUUCAAGUAAAUGCAGAGCUGUGUAACUGAACAAGUUGUCUCCGUAGGUGGAAGGUUACAAGCUGCCUGUCUGGGUGGACCUUGGAGAUUAAAAUAAUUUUUAAAUUGCA